GAGCGGCACAACAGAUUCCAAAGUUCAGACGAGACAGCCGCGAUGUACAGAAAAUCGGAGAGGUUUCCGGCCACUCGACGGAUUUCCGAUGAGAUGUACAACAACGACGACUUAGCUAUGAGUUUUUCGGAUACAGUUUUUGCGUUUUGGGAGGACCUCAAGUCCUCAUCGGAGAAUUCAUCAAACUCCGGCGUCUCCCUGGGCGAAGAAGAAGAGGACGAGAAUUUUAGCACCCUACAACAGAGCAAACCUUUCUGGGAUGAACAAGACCAGCUCCUCAAGGCUACUUUAUGCAGAACAACCUCGACAGAGUCUAAAAUCCGGCAAGUAACGAAGGAGGCUCUGGAAGAAUUAAACGAAUCAUCAGGUAUGCAAAUGCAAUGCGCUUGCCGGCGGCCGGCGAUGGCGUACGGCUGCCGAAGUUGCCUCCGGAGAGAAAUAUGCAGUCGCCUUCAGAACCAGGGUUUUAAUUGCGCCGUUUGUCAAUCUAAAUGGAAGAGCUCUUCAGAGAUCCCAUCAGGGGAGCACACCUAUCUGGAAGUGACAGAAAAAUCGAGAAGUAAAAGUGGAGAAGUAAUAAGAGUGGUGAUAGAGUUAAAUUUUCGAGCUGAAUUUGAGAUGGCACGUGCGAGCGAAGAUUACAACAGAUUAAUAAGCCGAUUACCAGAAGUAUUUGUGGGAAAGGUGGAGAGAUUAAGAGUGUUGAUUAAGAUUUUGUGCUCGGCCGCUAAAAAAUGCAUGAAGGAGAAGAGAAUGCACUUGGCUCCAUGGAGAAAGCACAAGUACAUGGAAGCAAAGUGGCUGGUCGGAACCUUCGACAGGUCAUCGGCGGUGGCCCUGUCGGUGGCCGGUGACCAUGUUGUCCGGCCACCGAAACCCAAGACUUCAAUGCUCACCUGUGAUUUACUGGAGAACAUUCCGGGCCUGCACCGAAGUGUAGUUGAGGUUUUGUGAGGAGACUCCGAGAAUUUUGCCGACGCAUCUUAAAUUUCUUGUCCUCGUUCAUAAUAAUAUAAGAUCCAGUGUACAGAUUGGAAUAUGCGAUUAAGGAAAAAAAUCAACUAAUUAAGCGGAAAAUAA
Messenger RNA from Prosopis cineraria, 1080 nucleotides. RefSeq lists its product as uncharacterized. The transcript has 3 exons. Bases 43 to 954 code for a protein of 303 amino acids. The record is from RefSeq and is a predicted model, not a curated record. Lineage: Eukaryota; Viridiplantae; Streptophyta; Magnoliopsida; Fabales; Fabaceae.